Messenger RNA from Strongylocentrotus purpuratus (purple sea urchin), 646 nucleotides. RefSeq lists its product as uncharacterized. Lineage: Eukaryota; Metazoa; Echinodermata; Echinoidea; Camarodonta; Strongylocentrotidae. Bases 26 to 646 code for a protein of 206 amino acids. The record is from RefSeq and is a predicted model, not a curated record. The transcript has 3 exons.
UCUGACACAGGGCACUGCUUAUAUCAUGAAGCAGGUGAACACUGAUAACCGAGUGAAAAUGGUUACGCCCUUGAGACAGGCAGGGUAUUCUGAAGAGGCAAGGGCACUAUAUUUUGGAUUUGAGAUCAGCAUUGGAGACAUGAUAAAAGUUGAGAAUCGAGUUAACAUGGCACAGCUGGCGAAACAACUGGGUGUUUCUGAUGACGUCCAAUCCACGGAUCCAGACAACCAAGGGAAGUCUGUACUUCGUAGAUGGAGAGACACUGUUUGUUCUUCAACAUUCAACCAUCGCUUGGUAUUGGCCGAUGCGUUGUUCAGCAUGGGGGAGGAGCAACUCGCACUAGACAUCAUUUCAGGAGUGUAUAGAAAUGGGGAAAUAGACAAGCAAGUGACACAACUGCUAGCGGCUAACAUUAGGUUGGGACAGUUGCCAACAUUGUCUAAAAUCCUGGACCAAACGAAGGAGAACGAAGAGAAGGGAUUAAUACAGAAGAGUCCUACAGAAAUGAGCAACAAACUUCUUGAUGCUGGAUUCUGUGCUUAUGCGCAUGAGUUAAUGGCAGGUAAUGUAAGAUUUAAAGAUUGUUUAUCAGUUAAUUAUAAAGAAGUACAUUUGUCACAUGAUCAUAUUUUACCUAUCUUCUAA